AUGACCGUUAAGGCAUACAGCAGUAAUCUAGAUAAUAGCCAUAGCACGGGUGUAGACACUAAUGAGAUUGGUGAAAUUAAUGAGCUUUUAACUAACUUGGAGAUUAAUCCUACUAUCACAUAUCAAGUUGCAAGAUUGAAAAGCUUAAAUUUAAAUGAAAUUACGGAACUAAAGCAAUUAGUAGAGUCUGAAUUACUGAAAUUUUCAGAGAUUUUACAAUCACAGAAUAUUGACAUGGAUACACAAUUGGUCACAGAGGAUGGAUAUCCACGUGGUGAUAUUGAUGUUUUGCAGAUACGAAUAAUAAGAAGAAAUAUUAACAUGUUGAAAAAUGAUCUAAGUAAUAUCAUAGAACAAUCCUUCCACUUAUUAAAUACUCAUUUUAAAGAUCUUAAUAAACCACAGGAUUCUUUAAUAUCUGGGGUAAAUCCAAACAGCACGAUUGAAUAUAAAAUCCCAUUUGCUAUAAUCAAGGAAAUCAAUGUGAAUGGUCCAAUUUCAUCUGCUGGUAUACAAAAUGACGAUAAACUAAUCAGUUUAGGUAACAUUCAUGCAGGAAAUCACAUGAAACUAAAAUCUUUGAUUAAUGAAGUUAUUCAAAACGAGGAUAAAGAAUUAGAUGUUAGAGUUCUUAGAAGAGAUCAGGAAAUUGUAGAUUUAGUUUUAAUUCCAACAAGAAAGUGGAACGGUACGGGUUUAUUAGGUUGCAAAUUACAAGAACUGUAG
This is a messenger RNA of Arxiozyma heterogenica, 726 nucleotides long. It is a transcript of the gene NAS2, whose product is annotated as Nas2p. Gene Ontology annotation, cellular component: nucleus; cytoplasm. The record is from RefSeq and is a predicted model, not a curated record. The transcript has a single exon. Bases 1 to 726 code for a protein of 241 amino acids. NCBI's taxonomy places the organism in Eukaryota, Fungi, Ascomycota, Saccharomycetes, Saccharomycetales, Saccharomycetaceae. Gene Ontology annotation, biological process: proteasome regulatory particle assembly. Gene Ontology annotation, molecular function: protein binding.